This is a messenger RNA of Durio zibethinus, 3143 nucleotides long. Lineage: Eukaryota; Viridiplantae; Streptophyta; Magnoliopsida; Malvales; Malvaceae. The record is from RefSeq and is a predicted model, not a curated record.
UUCAGAUUUAUGUAUGGAUGGUCAUGUUUUGCAAUGCCUUUUCCUUCAAACAAUUAAUCUUCAAUAUCAGCCUUGAUCUUUCUUUUCGCUCACCUUUGUUUCCUUUGAACAAUAAAGAUUCUUCUUCUUAUCGGUAAAUUAAAGCAGCAGAAAAGGUGUAAUGAGGAAGGUAGCAAUGCCUCCAAAAUCAUGAGAUUGAGAGAAAAUUCUGGUGGGCAACUUUCUUGGGAAGAUAAGAAUCGAUUGUUUGAAUGCAACUGUACAAGUCAAUAAAGGAAGUAGUUUGAUAAAUUCCAAUUAUGAUAAAUGCCAAUUAGAAAAGUAGUGGUUUUUUCCUUGUAUGCCGAGGUGAGUUAUGGGAGCUUCCAUAUAUUUUGGGGUAGCAUUGGUAACUGUCUUCCCUGUCCUUCAAGAAAAAAAACCCUUCUUCCAAUUUUCUUUUUUAUGCCAAUCUUUCGGCUUCAGGUACUAAAGUUAGAAUAGAAGUAUACUGGUACAAAGCAAUCAUUUUCCGGCCAAAACCAGCAUAAGAGGUGAGUUAAAGUCUUGCACAAUGAAUCCAGCGGCUGCUGCUAACCAGAAAGAAGAGUUCAAAUUGAAAGACACAAAGCCCCAGCUAGGAGAACGAUGGCCUCAUGGAGGAAUGCGCGGCGGAGGUGGUUGGAUUAGCAGUGAAAGAGCAACAAGCACUUAUGAUCUCGUUGAACAGAUGUUUUAUCUGUAUGUCAGGGUUGUUAAAGCCAAAGAUCUGCCCACUAAUCCUGUCACCGGAAACAUUGAUCCUUAUGUCGAAGUGAAGCUAGGGAAUUAUAAAGGAAAAACACAGCAUUUUGAGAAGAAAACAAACCCAGAAUGGCAGCAAGUCUUUGCAUUCUCAAAGGAGAAGAUACAGUCUUCAAUUCUAGAGGUCUUUGUCAGAGACAAGGAGAUGGUUGGCCGAGAUGAUUUUAUAGGAAGGGUGAUCUUCGACAUGAAUGAAAUACCUACAAGGGUUCCACCUGAUAGCCCUUUGGCACCACAAUGGUAUAGAUUAGAAGACCUUCGAGGGCAUAGAAAGGUGAAAGGAGAGGUCAUGCUUGCAGUCUGGAUGGGAACACAAGCCGAUGAAGCUUUCCCGGAAGCCUGGCACACAGAUGCUGCUUCAGUUCAAGGAGAGGGUGUUUUCAAUAUCCGAUCAAAGGUUUAUGUCUCUCCAAAACUGUGGUAUCUCAGAGUGAAUGUUAUUGAAGCUCAGGAUUUGGAGCCACAUGACAGAAGCCAAUUACCACAGGCUUUUGUUAAGGCUCAAGUUGGAAACCAAAUACUCAAAACCAAGCUAUGUCCCCAGAAGACAACAAACCCCAUGUGGAAUGAAGAUUUGUUAUUCGUAGCAGCUGAACCUUUUGAGGAGAAACUGUAUCUAACAGUUGAAAAUAAGGUGACCCCUGCAAAAGAUGAAGUUAUGGGGAGGAUAAUCUUGCCCCUCCACAUCUUUGAAAGGCGCUUGGAUCAUCGGUCAGUUCAUUCUAAAUGGUUCAACCUCGAAAAAUUUGGAUUUGGUGCUCUGGAGGGAGACAAGAGGCACGAACUCAAAUUUUCAAGCAGGAUUAACCUUAGAGUCUGUCUUGAAGGAGCUUACCAUGUGAUGGAUGAAUCAACCAUGUAUAUAAGUGACCAGAGGCCAACUGCGAGGGAGCUUUGGAAGAACCCAAUUGGAAUCCUGGAAGUGGGCAUCUUAAGCGCUCAAGGUCUUCAACCCAUGAAGACCAAAGAGGGCAGGGGAACCACAGACGCUUACUGUGUAGCUAAAUAUGGGCAGAAGUGGGUGCGCACGAGAACUAUAAUCGAAAGCUUCAAUCCUAAAUGGAAUGAACAAUAUACUUGGGAGGUCUAUGACCCUUGCACAGUGAUCACAUUGGGAGUUUUUGAUAAUUGUCACUUGGGUGGAAGUGAAAAACCAGCUUCAGGCAGUGGAGGUAAAAAUGAUUCCAGAAUCGGAAAGGUAAGAAUUAGACUAUCAACCCUGGAAACAGAUAAAAUUUAUACAAAUUCUUACCCUCUUCUUGUUCUACAAAAGUCUGGAUUGAAGAAGAUGGGGGAGCUUCAGUUAGCAGUUAGGUUCACAUGCCUCUCUCUUGGACAUAUGAUUUACCUCUAUUGGCAUCCGUUGUUGCCAAAAAUGCAUUAUUUGCAUCCUUUCACUGUAAACCAGUUAGAUAACCUGAGAUAUCAGGCCAUGAACAUUGUUGCAGUGAGGCUUGGCCGAGCUGAGCCACCACUGAGAAAAGAGGUUAUGGAGUAUAUGUUGGAUGCGGAUUCCCACAUGUGGAGCAUGAGAAGAAGCAAAGCUAACUUCUUCAGAAUUGUCUCCCUGUUUUCGGGUGUGAUAGCUAUGAGCAAGUGGCUUGGCGAGGUUCGCCACUGGAAGAAUCCUGUCACUACGAUUCUAGUACAUGUUCUGUUUUUCAUAUUGAUCUGUUAUCCAGAAUUAAUCCUGCCAACCAUCUUCUUAUACAUGUUUCUUAUUGGGAUUUGGAAUUACCGACUUCGGCCAAGGCAUCCUCCUCACAUGGACACUAAGCUUUCAUGGGCAGAAGUAGUUCACCCAGAUGAACUAGAUGAAGAAUUCGAUACUUUCCCAACAUCCAAGGAUCAAGAUGUAGUGAGGAUGAGAUAUGACAGACUUAGAAGUGUGGCAGGAAGAAUUCAGACAGUGAUAGGAGACAUUGCAACUCAGGGGGAGAGAUUUCUGGCUCUGCUGAGUUGGAGAGACCCUAGAGCAACCAGCCUAUUCGUACUAUUCUGCCUAAUUGCAGCAGUGGCACUGUAUGUGACACCAUUUAAGAUAAUGGCUUUGGUCGCAGGCUUAUUCUGGCUACGCCAUCCCAGAUUCCGGAGCAAGCUGCCUUCAGUACCAAGCAAUUUCUUCAGGAGAUUGCCUUCUCGAGCUGAUAGCAUGCUCUGAAAAUAGUUGUUAGUUUCACCACCUUUUCUAUUUUUUUCUCUUUCAGAUUUCCUUCAUUUUCCUUCCAAUAAAAUUAUUUGGUUAUGUCCUAUUGGAUUUGUUUGUCUCACAUUUAAUUUUUUUGUCGUUUUAUUUUCAAAUUAUGUGGCUCCAAUGAAUUGAACCUUCCUGAGGUAAUUACACUUUUCGAGCCAUAAAA